AUGACCCCAUGAAGCAAGACUGACGAAGAUCCACUGUUUUACGACCGCAAGUGGCUCACAAACGGCCUAAGUCGCUGACGUCACGUGACGUCACUUGAAAAUAAAAAGUAACCGAAAAAUUCGGAAACCUCGCCUUCAUAUCAACCGCAACAAUGAGUGGGAGAGGCAAGGGAGGUAAGAAAAAGGACGAUAAGCCCCCUCCCGCUACGGGACCGGGCAGUAAAAUUAUCGCUCUUCCCGAGCCUCUGAGGAAAGGACACAUCAAGAGAAUCGGAGACACCAAGCGAGUCCAUCUACAGUUCGGUACCGCCAACAUGAAAUCUCUGCCUGUAGAGAUCUAUAACAACGAAGAACUUAGUGCGCUCACCGUCAAAUUCAACGCCGAAAACAACCGCCUUAAACGUCUACCCAAAUCAAUUUCGAUGCUAGAAAAUUUGGAAUCUAUAGAUAUACGAAACAACAACCUUUCCUCCUUCCCAGCAUCCGUAGCAAAACUCAAGAAAUUGACAAUCCUAGAUCUCACGAGCAACAGCAUUAAGAAACUACCAAAUCCCAUCCACAAAGCUACAGGACUAACUCGCCUGCUGGCGUCUAAAAAUAGAAUUCGGGCCCUCCCGAAAAACAUCGGGAAAUCCACGAGUUUAGAAUACAUCGACGUGUCCCACAACAUGAUCAAAUCCUUCAAGAAAGGCGUGUACGAGACCGGUGCUUUCAUCAACUUCAGCAACAACCGCAUCACGGAGAUGCCACCGGCCACAGUGAAGAAGCCGCACAUCAAGAGACUGGACCUGUCCCACAAUUCCGUGGCCUUCAUCCCGGACAGCAUUGACCGCUUGACCUGCCUGACGUGGCUUGACCUGUCGCACAACUCCCUGGACGAGCUUCCCGCCCAGAUCGGGAUGGUCAAGUACCUGCACUACCUGGACCUGUCCUUCAACUCCAUCAAAGCCCUCCCUGACGAGAUCUGCGCCCUGGGCUACGCCCUGGACACGCUGAAGCUCGCGCACAACGAGGUGGCCCUGCUUCCGGACGACCUUGACCGACUGAAGAAGCUGCGUGUCCUUGACCUUUCCGAUAACCAGGUGGAGUACAUGCCCACGUCCGUCAACAACCUGGCGUGUAUCGAGGAGAUCCUGGUGUCCGGGAACCGCCUCAACUCCAUGAAGUUCGCCGUCACUCUCAAGGGCCUUGUGACCUUGGACGUGUCCAACAACCGUGUGGAGGUCAUCCCCGAGGAGAUUUACAAGAUGAGGGCUUUGGUCAACCUUGACCUUUCCAAGAACUCCAUCAAGGAGAUCCCACACACUCUCGGUCCGCUCCCUCAACGUCGCGUCCAAUCAGCUGAACGAACUGCUGCUGCCAAAGACCUUGACCCAUCUGUACAUCUCAAACAACCCUCUGACCUUGAACUUCAUGGACCACAAGUCACUAUUCCACGUCAUGGGAGACAAAGACCACAUACAUAACCUGACUCACCUGGAAUUGUGCAUGCUGGGACUGGACGAGUUACCUCCCGCGCUCUUCAACUGUCGCCUGCUCAAGGUUCUCAACCUCUCUGACAACAACCUGCAGACACUGUCCGAUCAGAUGUGUAAGAUGCGCGCCCUGGAGUACUUGGACGUGAGCCGGAACAACCUCACUGACCUCCCCGGUGACCUCAGCCAGCUGCAUAAUUUACGCUCUAUAAAAGUCACCAACAACGACAUCAAAGAGUUCUUGCCGUGUGUGUGUGUGU
Messenger RNA from Aplysia californica (California sea hare), 1735 nucleotides. RefSeq names its product leucine-rich repeat protein soc-2. NCBI's taxonomy places the organism in Eukaryota, Metazoa, Mollusca, Gastropoda, Aplysiida, Aplysiidae. Gene Ontology annotation, molecular function: protein binding. The record is from RefSeq and is a predicted model, not a curated record.